AUGCGCGCCCACCUAAUCACUCUCCUGGCCAAUACCAUACUAGCGACAUCAAUCACACAACUCUCCAAUUUCACCAACUACGUGGACAUUGAAAACAGCGCCCUCCGUCCAAACGGCCAUAUCCUCCUUACAACCUUCGACCAAGGUCGCCUCUACACACUCAAUCCCCUCAGUGAUUCCCCACAGGCUGAGUUAGUCGCCUCUCUGCCGGGUGCUACGGCCCUAUGCGGUAUCGCAGCCAUUGCCAACGAUAAGUUCGCCAUUGUCGGUGGUGUGAGGGGUCAUUAUCACUAUACAAAUGAAACCGUGUAUACCGUCGACUUCAGCAUGGAUGCUGUAAACCCAUCCGUUCACGCCGUCGCUCGCCUCCCCAAUGCAUCCAUGCUCAAUGGCUUGUCUUCGAUGCCAAAACAGCCUCAUAUCAUUUUGAUAGGCGACUCUCGACUCGGCGCUAUAUUUCGUGUCGAUACAACGACUGGAAUAUCCAGAUUGGCUUUCAAACAUGAUUUGCUGGCUGCGCCAACGAAUGCAUCCCUACCUAUUGGCGUAAACGGCCUCAAGGUAGUAGAUGAUUAUGUCCUCUUCACUAAUAGUGCGCGAAAUAUCUUCGCGCAUAUCCGCGUUAGCGCGGACGGUCUGCAUUUUGGCGAUGUCGAGAUUGUGGCACGGUUAGAUUCGAGCUCGGGGUCCGAUUGGGAUGAUUUUAUUGUUGAUUCGGCUGGUGUGGCGUACGUUGCCCAGCCGGAUAAUGCAAUUGCGAGGGUUAUGCCUGGUGGGACACAUUCUGUUAUUGCCGGGGGUGGUUCGAGUGAGGAGGUCAAGGAACCUACGUCUGUGCAGCUUGCCAAUGGGGGACGCUCUAUUUACGUUACGACGCGUGGGGAUGGGAAGAAGGUCAGUGGGCAGGUUCUUGAGAUUCAACUGCUUCGGUAA
This is a messenger RNA of Penicillium atrosanguineum, 933 nucleotides long. RefSeq lists its product as uncharacterized. The coding region runs from base 1 to 933 and encodes 310 amino acids. The record is from RefSeq and is a predicted model, not a curated record. The transcript has a single exon. NCBI's taxonomy places the organism in Eukaryota, Fungi, Ascomycota, Eurotiomycetes, Eurotiales, Aspergillaceae.